GCACCACUUCGGCUCUUCCGCACUUCCGCCGAUCGUACGCUCCUUUUCCGGUACGUCUCGCGUUCGCGAGUUGGUGGGUGAAUGUUAUAGGAUUUAAAUCUACGCGAGAUAUUAAACAUCAACCAUGGGUAAGGGAAAUAAUAUGAUCCCUAAUGGCCAUUUCCAUAAGGAUUGGCAACGAUACGUGAAGACCUGGUUUAACCAACCAGCGAGGAAGAUUCGUCGUAAACAAAAACGUGUCAAGAAAGCGCGAGCUGUCGCACCUAGGCCUGUAAAUCUCUUGAGACCUCUCGUGCAUUGUCCGACAUUUCGGUACCAUACCAAGGUUCGCGCUGGUAGAGGUUUCACGCUUGCCGAGCUGAAAGCCAGUGGUUUGAACAAGAGAUUUGCUAAAACAAUUGGAAUUGCAGUCGAUCCUCGUCGUCGGAACAAAUCCAUUGAAUCUUUGCAGACAAACGCUCAGCGCCUGAAGGAGUAUAGGGCCAAAUUAAUUCUAUUCCCUAUAAAUGAGAAGAAGCCCAAGAAGGGUGAUGCGACCGAAGAGGAGAGAAAGGUCGCGGUUCAAAUCAAGGGUGAUCCUAUGCCUAUUCGGCAUCAAGCACCUGCCAGGGCGAAGGCUCGUCCUAUCACUGAGGAGGAAACCAAAUUCUCGGCAUAUGUAACCCUUCGUAAAGCACGAGCUGAUGCGCGAUUAGUCGGCAUUCGUGCUAAGCGCGUCAAGGACGCGUCAGAGAAUCCCGACGAGGUGACUAAAGUCGCGAAAGAUAAGAAAGCCAAGAAGUAAUUCUUUAUAAUAUGACAUCUCGUUUUCUUUAUGUAUAUACAAAAAAUAAAAUUUUCCUCUAAUGGAAAAUA
Molecule: messenger RNA, 855 nt
Organism: Monomorium pharaonis (pharaoh ant)
Lineage: Eukaryota; Metazoa; Arthropoda; Insecta; Hymenoptera; Formicidae
Product: 60S ribosomal protein L13-like
Biological process (GO): translation
Cellular component (GO): cytosolic large ribosomal subunit; ribosome
Molecular function (GO): structural constituent of ribosome; RNA binding
Source: RefSeq, a predicted model, not a curated record